ACACGACUGGGCGGGAGUCCCCCUGACCUGCUGCGUGGUCUGUAACAAUUGACAAACCGCGGCAUGGCUAAGGCGUUUUUUAACAACGAGCACACUCUGGGGAUCGGCCGGUGAGGUAUUUGGAGUCUAGGCGUGGGGAGGCCGGGACGAGGAAUAGAAAAGGGGGGCUUGGUCGCCAGUUCUAGGACCCGGUUCCUUGCUUGCUCCGUCCUCGUCACAUCUUAUCCCGCUCCUUCUUUGUUGCCGAACUUCAAACUCUGAGUCGACUUUGCUGCUUUCCUGCACCUGCACUUGUGAUACCCAUUGAUACCCCUCGCAGUCGAAAGACAAGUUUGCCAUCAUGUCUAAUCAGAAGUUCGAGACGCUCCAGCUCCAUGCGGGACAGGAGCCGGACCCGGCCACCAACUCCCGGGCUGUCCCCAUCUACGCGACCACCAGCUUCGUCUUCAAUGACUCGGCCCACGGCGCCCGCCUGUUCGGGCUCAAGGAGUUUGGCAACAUUUACUCCCGCAUUAUGAACCCGACGGUCGAUGUCUUUGAGAAGAGAAUCGCGGCUCUCGAGGGCGGCGUCGCUGCGGUGGCUGCCUCCUCCGGCCAGGCCGCGCAGUUCAUGGCCAUCGCGGCGCUUGCCCACCAUGGCGACAACAUCGUCUCGACAUCCAACCUCUACGGCGGCACGUACAACCAGUUCAAGGUGCUCUUCGCGCGCUUCGGCAUCACGACCAAGUUCGUCAACGGCGACAGCCCCGAGGACAUUGCGGCCGCCAUCGACGACAAGACUAAGGCUGUCUACAUCGAGAGCAUUGGUAACCCGCGCUACAACGUGCCCGAGUUCGAGGCUAUCGCCAAGGUCGCCCAUGAUGCGGGUGUCCCGGUUGUGGUCGACAACACCUUCGGUGCCGGCGGCUACUUUGUGCGCCCGAUCGACCACGGCGCCGACAUCGUUGUGCACUCAGCGACCAAGUGGAUCGGCGGGCACGGCACGACCGUUGCGGGUGUCGUGGUGGACAGCGGCAAGUUCGACUGGGGCAAGAACGCCAAGCGGUUCCCCCAGAUGGUCGAGCCGUCGGAGGGCUACCACGGGCUCAAGUUCUGGGAGACGUUCGGGGCCAUCACCUUCGCCAUCCGCGUGCGCGUCGAGAUCCUGCGCGACCUCGGGCCCUGCCUCAACCCCUUCGGCGCCCAGCAGCUGCUGAUCGGCCUCGAGACGCUGUCGCUGCGCGCCGAGCGGCACGCCCAGAACGCGCUCACGCUGGCGCGCUACCUCGAGAAGAGCGAGUACGUCUCGUGGGUGUCGUACCCCGGCCUCGAGAGCCACCAGUCGCACGAGACGGCCAAGAAGUACCUCAAGCGCGGCUUCGGCGGCGUGCUGAGCUUCGGUGUCAAGGGCGGCGGCGCGGCCGGCAGCCAGAUUGUCGACGGCUUCAAGCUGGUCUCCAACCUGGCCAACGUCGGCGACUCCAAGACCCUUGCGAUCCACCCGUGGACCACCACCCACGAGCAGCUCAGCGAUGAGGAGAAGGUUACCUCGGGUGUGACUGAGGACCUCAUCCGCAUCUCGGUCGGCACGGAGCACAUCGACGACAUCAUUGCCGACUUUGACCAGGCGUUCAAGGCCGCUGCGGGUGCAACAACGAAGGAUGGCGACAAGUCGCUGCCCGAGAGGAAGGCUGAGGAGGCUCCGGUUGUGGUUUAAUUUGUAUCUGAUGUAGCGUGAUUUUUUAAUGAAUAUUUGAAUGAUUCCAUUUCGUAAUCCGUGAAAUUGCUGCCACUGGCCGAUGUUAUUUCACAAAAAGUCCAUGUGUCGCUGUUUGGGGUUCCAUUUUUGGAAGAGUUGGACCCGCCAUUUUUGGAACCCCAGAGCACCCCCGACAAGUACCUACCAUAGCGCGCCGGGGGGGGGUUGCAAAAUGAUCACUGUGACUGUCAUGGGGCUCCAAAAUGAUCCGGACCUAUGAC
Messenger RNA from Chaetomium fimeti, 1959 nucleotides. RefSeq names its product Cys/Met metabolism PLP-dependent enzyme-domain-containing protein. The record is from RefSeq and is a predicted model, not a curated record. Gene Ontology annotation, biological process: transsulfuration. Gene Ontology annotation, molecular function: pyridoxal phosphate binding; transferase activity, transferring alkyl or aryl (other than methyl) groups. The transcript has 6 exons. Bases 341 to 1696 code for a protein of 451 amino acids. Lineage: Eukaryota; Fungi; Ascomycota; Sordariomycetes; Sordariales; Chaetomiaceae.